UGGGCAGCCUCCCUCAAGCUGUCGUAGUGUCCAAUGGCGGCAAUGCUUUUUGCAUGGAUGCAAUAUGGCUGCUUCCAGUGGUAAAGAGGAAAGGAUUGUCGGCUAAAUAAGCCAAUUGAUCUCCAUUUGUCGGGUCCUCCAGGGGACCGGUGAUGCUUAGGAGGAAUGUCGCACGACGCAGCAAGGAAGCAGUUCUGGAGGAGAAACGUGUCUAAAGUACCGGGGAGCAUUCAACAUGUGUAUGGAGCUCAGCAUCCUCCUUUUGAUCCAAUGGUUCAUGGAACCUUAACCAAAACUAUUCCAAAACCCCCAACAACACCUGUAAAACUGAAAAAAGUCACCACUUUCCAAGAGUUUGAAAGCACUACAAGUGAUGCCUGGGAUGUUGGUGAAGAUGAUGAUGAACUGUUGGCCAUAGCAACCGAAAGCUUGAAUACAGAUGUAGUGAUGGAAACUGCCAACAAAGUCAUCCAAAAUCACACAAAGUUACAAGAACAGAACAAAAGCCAAGAGAUACAGGAAGUGGAAGUUAAAGCUGUGACACAUGUAGACGGCGACAAUAAAAUUGUUAAGUCAGCCAGUGAAAGUCAGAUCCCCUCGUCAACUGGUGAGAGGCAUUCUUUGCAGAGGCAGCAGUCAGUCCCUCAGCAGACAUAUGUUCCAUCACUGGCAGACCAAAUCAUCUCAAGCAAUGCCGGUCUAACGGAAAGAGAAGCAUUCCGGCUAGAAAAAUUUAGACAGCUUCUAGCUGGCCCAAACACUGACCUUGAUGAAUUGAGAAAACUGAGUUGGUCUGGCAUUCCCAAACCUGUUCGCUCCAUAACAUGGAAGCUUCUCUCGGGUUACCUUCCUGCAAAUGUGGACAGAAGGGACGGCACAUUAAAGAGAAAGCAGAAAGAAUAUUUUGCCUUCAUAGAACAAUAUUACAAUUCCAGGAAUGAUGACACAAAUCAGAGCACGUACAGACAGAUUCGAAUAGAUAUCCCCAGAAUGAGCCCAGAAACAUUAAUUCUUCAGCCAGUUGUGACAGAGAUAUUUGAAAGGAUUUUAUUUAUAUGGGCCAUUCGCCAUCCAGCCAGCGGAUAUGUCCAAGGCAUUAACGACCUUGUCACGCCUUUCUUUGUGGUGUUCAUCAGUGACUAUGCGGCUGAAGAAGAAGAAGUGGAAAAUGUUGAUGUUUCCAGUCUGCCCGAAGAGGUGCUGCGGAACAUUGAAGCUGACAGUUACUGGUGCAUGAGCAAGUUGCUUGAUGGCAUUCAGGAUAACUACACAUUUGCGCAGCCAGGAAUACAGAGGAAAGUGAAAAUGUUAGAGGAACUGGUUAGUCGUAUCGAUGAACAUGUCCACAGACAUUUGCAUCAGUAUGAGGUGGAAUAUCUGCAAUUUGCCUUUCGCUGGAUGAAUAAUCUUCUGAUGAGAGAAGUUCCCUUGCGAUGCACCAUUAGGCUUUGGGACACAUAUCAGUCUGAACCUGAAGGAUUCUCCCACUUCCAUUUAUAUGUCUGUGCUGCUUUUCUGGUGAGAUGGAGGAAAGAGAUUUUGGAAGAAAAAGAUUUCCAUGGAUUAUUGAUCCUUCUUCAAAACCUGCCAACUGCCCAGUGGGGAAACGAAGACAUUAGUGUCCUACUAGCAGAAGCUUACAGACUCAAGUUCGCCUUUGCAGAUGCCCCCAAUCAUUAUAAAAAAUGAAUUUACACAUAAUCUCUAAUAUUUGAACACUUCUGUCAUUAUUACUGAUUAUAUAAAUAUAUACUUUUCUGCAUUUGCACGCCCUUUUAUCAGACAUGACAUUUAUUUAAAUCAGCAUAGGAAACGUAACAUUUUGAUUUUGCGGCAUCUAUAAUGCCAUGUGAUGGGAUAUACAAACCUGGCAUAUACCAAAGAAAACAUAUUUUUAAAUUGUAAUUAUAAAUCAAAGUAUGAAGAAAUGACAUGCUCCCACAUUGAUUGAAAUUAUCAUAGCAGAUUUGGUGUUUAGGAUUUUUGUUUUUGAUGAGUAAAUACCAUUUUUUUUCCCUAAACUGUUUAUUUUAAGAUGCUUUGUACUUUUUCAAAUAAGCAUUAAAACCCUUCUAACAUG
This is a messenger RNA of Spea bombifrons (plains spadefoot toad), 2080 nucleotides long. It is a transcript of the gene TBC1D22A, whose product is annotated as TBC1 domain family member 22A. The coding region runs from base 166 to 1689 and encodes 507 amino acids. NCBI's taxonomy places the organism in Eukaryota, Metazoa, Chordata, Amphibia, Anura, Pelobatidae. Gene Ontology annotation, molecular function: GTPase activator activity. Gene Ontology annotation, biological process: activation of GTPase activity. The transcript has 13 exons. The record is from RefSeq and is a predicted model, not a curated record.